Messenger RNA from Styela clava, 2426 nucleotides. RefSeq names its product 4-galactosyl-N-acetylglucosaminide 3-alpha-L-fucosyltransferase FUT6-like. Gene Ontology annotation, cellular component: membrane. The record is from RefSeq and is a predicted model, not a curated record. Gene Ontology annotation, molecular function: alpha-(1->3)-fucosyltransferase activity. NCBI's taxonomy places the organism in Eukaryota, Metazoa, Chordata, Ascidiacea, Stolidobranchia, Styelidae.
CUCAGGCAUUGUUCAAACAUUUGUAUAUUUUGGCACAAAAACAAGUAGCGCGCUCUUGCAAAUUUCUUGUCAGUAGUACGUUUAUAGAUUACCUGCGCUUCUGAAUUGUAAAACAGAAUUAAUGUUACAGCGUAGCGAAGGCUGAUUCGGGGUCUUAUCUGAUUAAAUCACUCUUCUGACUAAUGACUAGAUCAGUCUUGUUAAAGUGACUUUCAACUUACUACAAAUACUAUAAUAAUGUAUGAUAUUCGUUAAGUGUAUACAAUGAAAAUAUAGAAAGGUAACAAUGUUCAAACGCAACAUAUGCUUCAUAACGACGUGUAUACUGACAAUUGUGUACUGUGUUUAUAUCUCAACUCACAUAUAUAACGGAUAUAUGGCGACAACCUACCAGCAAAUGUCGUUUUCUAAAACUGAAUAUGAGGGAAGAGACAACUUUGAAGAUUUUUCCAGUAAGCAAGCAUCAUUCACUCCUACCAUAUAUCAAUUAACGGAGGAAGAAGAAAAGCAGCUUAGUGAGAAAUUAAACCAAGCAUCAAAAAAUAGAAAGGUGAUUGUGAUCUGGGGCGGAUUCAACAGACCCGAAAGAACUGGGAAUGAAAUGAAUAGAAAUUGUGGAUACUGUAGCCUUGUCGCAAAGAAUAAUACAAGGAUAGUGGACAGUCAUACAGCAGCUGUAGUGUUUACCUACAGAAAGGUGAACUCUGCGACUAUGCCAUCGAAAUCCUUAAGACGUCCUGACCAGUUGUACAUUUGGCUAAGUGGUGAAUCUCCAUCUUCCCUACAACAAAGAUCGAUGAACUUCACUUUUGAAACUGAUCGACAAUUCAAUGCCACAAUGACUUUAAGAGGAGAUUCCGACAUUUUUUAUACCUACGGGAACGCUUUUUUUUCGCAUCAUGCAGUAAACAAACUAUUUGCAAAGGAAUACGACGGAAAAUUUGAAAAUAUGCUAAAAGUAAAAACAAAUCAUACUAUAGCUAUUAUUUCAAACUGUAUUUUUUCGCCUGCUGCACGUAUCCGAAUAAAAAUCAUAACAGAAAUGUCAGAAUAUGGACUUAGAAUAGAUAAGUUCGGAUCUUGCUUCAACAACACCUUAGAAAGAGCAUCUCACAUAGAAAUAUUGAAAUCCUAUAAAUUCUAUCUCGCUUUUGAAAAUUCUUACCACUGUAAAGACUAUAUCACUGAAAAAUUCUUUAAAAUUGGUUUGCAAAAUGGUGUCGUACCAGUUGUGUGGGGUCCAAAACGGGAUGACUACAACAGAGUUGCACCACCGAAUUCUUUCAUUCACGUUGACGAUUUCUCUUCACUACAAGAACUAGUUUCAUAUCUUGACUUCUUGGAUAAUAACGAUGAAGAGUAUCUAAAGUAUUUUAGUUGGUAUCUUCUUCCAGGAGAAGAUAUGCCUAAUUAUGGAAGACAAACGGCAUACUGUCAAAUAUGUCGAAUUGUGAAUGGAAUCAACAUAGAUGAGCGUUUCAAGCCAGAUUUCAAUUCGAUGAACCCAAAGAUACCUCUUUUUACAAAUGGAACGGCAAGACGGACAAUUACAGAACAUAUGGAAAAUGUGAUUUAUGGAAGAGAAGAUAUUGAAUGCUUGGAGAGCGAUCCUGAUGUUUUUAAAAACGAGAAGUACAAACCUUUAAAAUACGGAUCUUCCCAAUUAUAUGAAGUAAAUAACUAUACAAAUGGGCUUCAUAAGACAAUAAAUCAGCUUGAAAAUGCCAGAUAACAAUAAACAAAAGCAUUUAUCCUAAAAUGUUCUCUAAUUUCGGCAUAAAAAUUGAUUCUUAGAAUUAAUGUGAUCUUUAUCUUUACAGUUAUAUCUUGUUUUGUCUCAGGAAGUUAUGACUUUGAUCAAACGAAAGUUUACGAAUAGUCUCGCUGAUUCGUUGAAAAAAAAUAUGCUUCACUUUUUCAUUUUUAUGAUUAAAAUUAUUGUAUGAAAAUAAGGAAAAUAGGCCAAGCUUUGGAGUGCUAUCACAAAAAAGCAAAAUUCUGCAUUUUCUUUUUUAAAGUAAAAUAACACACACUGAAUGAAUAUUCUAAAAGUGGGUCGUAUGGGAAAUUCGAAUUCUAAAAGAAGCUGGUAGUCGAAAACUUCUCACUUUUAGAAAUGGAUGAAAUAUUAUAAUAGAAAUAUUUGAAGUCGUGCUAUAUCAAUGCACAAAAUGAUAUUAACGAAAAAAUAGAACUUCCGUCGACAACGUUAACAAGGGGAAACAUCCUUUAAGAAAAUUAAAUUUUUUGGCUUAAAAACCAAUUCGAAACAGGGUAGUCGGUUUGAAUAUAUGUUAUUAUAUAAUAUGUUCCAGAUUUUACAUGGGUAUAUAUAUAUAUACUUACUUGAAUUAGUCAUAUAAAAAUUGAAAAUAGAUACGAAUAUAAAAAGAAUUCAAUAAUAAAAUACGAUCUUACAUUACAGA